Messenger RNA from Musa acuminata subsp. malaccensis (wild Malaysian banana), 2917 nucleotides. NCBI's taxonomy places the organism in Eukaryota, Viridiplantae, Streptophyta, Magnoliopsida, Zingiberales, Musaceae. The record is from RefSeq and is a predicted model, not a curated record.
UUGAGGAGUGGAAUGUUUGUGCGCACAUCUCAGCUUAUCGUGCUCAUUCCGAACCUGGUGAUAGGAAACUGUGAUAUUUCUUUUUUGGUUGGUUCUGCGUUUAAGUAUACACUUUUUAUUUGGAUCGGUAGGCGUCGUCAGAGCAUCUGUUGAUUUUGAUUUGCAUGUGAGAUUUGGUCCAGCAAAAAUGUAGAGUUGGAGUGGUCUUCGCCCGGCCCAGACCAACAUAAGCUAAUGGAAGAGGCUGUCGCCGCUUACGUCCGCAGCGGCGACCUCCGCUCCGCCCUCAAGGUGUUCAACGCCAUGCCCCGCAGAAACACCGUAUCCUGGAACUCCCUUCUCGCCGGCUAUUCCAAGAAGCACGGCCGCCUCGACGAGGCGCUCCGCCUGUUCGCUAGGAUCCCUUGCCCUGAUGUCGUCUCCUACAACACCCUCCUCUCCUGCCACCUCAUCAACGCCGACCUCCGCGGCGCCCGGCGCCUCUUCGACGCCAUGACCCUCAAGGACGUCGCCUCCUGGAACACCAUGCUAUCGGGCUUCUCCCGGGUCCGCGCCAUGGAUGAGGCCCGGCAGCUCUUCUCCGCGAUGCCCCAGAAGAAUCACGUCUCAUGGAAUGCAAUCGUGUCGGGUUUCGCACGAGCCGGCGACAUGGACUCGGCGGAGGAGCACUUCCGUAGAGCGCCCGAUAAGAACGAUGUGGUCUUGUGGACGGCGAUGAUAUCUGGAUACAUGGACGCUGGAAAUAUAGAGAAGGCCCAGGAGCUGUUCGACGCGAUGCCUACCAGAAAUCUGGUGUCCUGGAAUGCCAUGCUUGCCGGGUACGUUAAGAACAACCGAGCAGAGGACGGGUUGAAGCACUUCCGGAAGAUGCUAGUGUUCCCACAAGUCAUACCUAAUCCGUCGACCCUCAGCAGCGCUCUUCUUGGGUGCAGCAAUCUGUCAGCUCUUGCGUUGGGCAAGCAGAUCCAUCAGUUGGCUCACAAAUUGUCUUUAAUCCAUAAUUCUACAGUCGGCACUUCGUUGAUGAGCAUGUACUGCAAGUGCGGAGAAUUGGAUGAUGCAUGUGUACUGUUCGAUGGAAUCCAGACAAAGGAUAUAGUUACAUGGAAUGCUAUGAUUUCCGGGUGUGCACAGCAUGGGCAUGGAGUGAAAGCAAUAGAGUUAUUUGAUGCAAUGAAACGGGAGGGAGUAGAACCCAAUUGCAUCACGUUUGUUGCAGUACUCACUGCAUGCAAUCAUGCAGGGUUGCUGGAGCUCGGCAUCCAAUACUUUGAGUCAAUGAAGAGAGAAUAUGGUGUGGAGCCUGAGUCAGAUCAUUAUUCAUGUAUGGUUGAUCUCCUGUGCCGUGCUGGUUCGCUUGGGAAAGCUGUGGACUUGAUCCUCUCCAUGCCAUUCAAACCACAUCCAGCUGUCUUUGGAAACUUGCUGGGUGCUUGUAGGAUCCAUAAAAGUUUGGAAUUCGCUGAGUUUUCCGCACAGAGACUUGUGGAGUCAGAGCCACAAAGUGCAAGAGCUUAUGUUCAACUUGCUAAUGUGUAUGCAUCAAUGAACAAGUGGGGGGAUGUUUCCAGAGUGAGGAAGUCCAUGAAACAGAAUGACAUUGUUAAAAUGCCAGGGUACAGCUGGAUCGAAGUGAGGGGCAUCUUCCAUGAGUUCAGAUCUGGAGACAGGAUUCAUCCACAGUUAGACUUAAUUCAUCAGAAAUUAUCUGAGAUGGAAAAGAGGAUGAAGGCUGUCGGCUAUGUGCCAGACCUCAGUUUUGAUCUACAUGAUGUUGGUGAGGAUCAGAAGGAGCUAAUGCUGAUGAGGCAUAGUGAAAAACUUGCUAUUGCUUUUGGGUUGAUUAGCACUUUGCAAGGGACUAGACUCCGAGUCUUCAAGAACCUUCGGGUAUGUGGGGAUUGUCACAAUGCUGCUAAGUUCCUUUCCUUGAUUGAGAAGCGUGACAUCAUCCUCAGAGACACCACUAGAUUUCAUCAUUUCAGCAAUGGUAAUUGCUCGUGUGGAGAUUACUGGUGAGGAACUGGAGAUUACUGGUGAGGAACUUCAGCAAUGAUUUCUUCUUGAUUCAAUUGUUGAGAAGGCCACUGAUGCAAAGUGAUUGGAAGAAUGAAAAGAUGCAAUAAAAAAACUGAAAUUAUAUUAUUUGGACUUGGGAGUAAUCUUCAAUUGGAGUACAGUUGACUUCUUAGUAUCUCCAGAGGAAAGCAUCAUUGUCUUACAAUUUUUCUUGAACCAUGAAAGAAAGGAGUUUAAGAAAAGAUGGUUAGCACUAUAAAUCUCAGCAGCUCCAAUUUCGUUUAGACCAUGAAGUGUUGUAGAAGAAUAAACAAUCUUUGAGGGAUGAUGAUAAUAUGGUUCAGAGCCCUGAUUUAUUUCGAUCAAAAUGUUCAGAAGCCUCUCCACCUUUGCCUCAAACUCGAUUUUGUAAGGAGGCACUAGCUACCUUAAGUACUGUGAUCCUUGCCUUUCUUCGAUACUGCUAAUGAUAUGAAUUUGUUUCAUGCAAUUAAUGCUUUGAGCUUAGUUUAUAAGUAGGUUGGGAUUUCAGCCAAACUGAAGGGCCAGGUUUGCCAGCAUGAUCCCUCACCAUAUCAGUGAAUACUACCCGCAACCAUGCAGUGUACUACUUUCAAGCUGAUUAUGCUGCUUGUUCCCCAAAUUUCAUGAAAUAUCCCUCAACCGGCAUCCCAACCUAAAUCAGACUGUCUGAUCCCCUCCAAUUGAACAUCAUCAACGUCAGUGGAAAACAUUGCUUUGGAGUCGAUCAACGUACCACCUCAACCUCAUACCAACUUAUCAUCACAAGCUGCGGUAGAUACAAUGAGAGUCAUUUGAUCUAUAUUCAUUCUUUCUCUUAUGUAAAUUAAUCUGACUUCUCAUAAUGAGUUGAUAAUCUACCUGCGGAUAUUUGACU